AUGUCGAGUGACAUUCAGAUUUCGGUGGAAUAUAAUCCCAUAAAUAAAAAGGAUAUUUUUACCAGUGGGGAUUAUAUCUCGGGGAAAAUUACACUGGAACUGGCAAAAGAAUGCAAAGCAGAGUCAAUCAUUGUAAAGCUGAAGGGAAAAGCAGAAGUCAAAUGGACAGAAAACUAUGGAAGAACAGUUGUAGUCUAUCACAAGAAGGAGAAGUACUUCACUAUCCAGAAAGAUAUUUUUCAGGCAAACCAUGGUAACAACGUUAUCGGCCCGGGAUGUCACAUCUACCCAUUCACCUUUCAGAUACCUGCAGAGAACCUGCCGUCCUCCUUCAAAGGCUCCUUUGGAAAGAUCAAGUACACUCUGGAGGCAAUCCUGAGCCGCUCCAUGAGAAUGGACAGUAAAGCUAAGACUGAGUUCACUCUCAUCUACAACGGGAACCUUAACAGUGACCCAGUAUUGAUGGCUCCACAGGAGCAGGCCUUUGAGGAGAAAAUGAAGGUUUUUACAUCUGGAUCUGUAGGAAUGCACGUAAAAAUUGCAAGAACAGGCUUCCACCAAGGGGAAGGCAUGCAGGUCCUGGCUUCCAUCCAGAACAAAUCAUCUCGUGAAGUCAAACCAAAGUACUGUUUGUACAGGAAAUGCAGUUACUUUGCCAAGGGAAAGAGGAAAGUUGAAACCAAAGACAUCCUGAAGGAGGUGGGUGAUCCCAUCCCACCCUCUGCAAGUCAGACUGUCACCAGGACCAUCACAAUCCCACCUGAUACACCUGUGUCAGUCCUCAACUGCCAAAUCCUCAAAGUGGAGUACAGACUCAAGGUCUACCUGGAUGUCAAGUAUGCGAUCGACCCUAUGCUCAAGUUCCCCGUAAUCAUCCUUCCUGCUUUACCAGAGCUUGAAGGAGAGCCGCAGCCUGCUUAUCCUGCCUAUGGAUUUGGGGCGUUUGCAAACUCAGACAUGCCAGGAGGAAACAGCUUCCUACAUGUCCCACCAUCCACAGGCCCCUCUGCUCCACCUCCACCUUAUGGGACAUAUGACAUGUACCCCUCCUUGGCUAAUUUUGAUGGAAAAUCCUAGAAUAAAUCUCAGGGAAAACAUGACUCUACAUUAAGACAAAAUAUUUCUUGAGGAGUUGGAAAAGCUUUGCUAGAUUGAUGAUUUGAUGUCGAGUAAAUAACUUUCCUCACUUUCAUGUUCUUGUUUUGCCAGUAACUCUGAAAUUGUGCCAUAUAUACCCAGAGGAAUAUUAUUUGCACUUUGUUAGCUUCUAUUAAAUGAAUAUAAAAGCAAAUUUUGUUCCAAAGACCACAUAGUAACUACCUCCUCAUUUUCAA
This is a messenger RNA of Cheilinus undulatus (humphead wrasse), 1334 nucleotides long. RefSeq names its product arrestin domain-containing protein 3-like. Gene Ontology annotation, biological process: protein transport. NCBI's taxonomy places the organism in Eukaryota, Metazoa, Chordata, Actinopteri, Labriformes, Labridae. The transcript has 6 exons. Gene Ontology annotation, cellular component: cytoplasm; plasma membrane. The record is from RefSeq and is a predicted model, not a curated record. Bases 1 to 1077 code for a protein of 358 amino acids.